Molecule: messenger RNA, 306 nt
Organism: Glarea lozoyensis ATCC 20868
Lineage: Eukaryota; Fungi; Ascomycota; Leotiomycetes; Helotiales; Helotiaceae
Exons: 1
Coding region: 1-306 (101 amino acids)
Source: RefSeq, a predicted model, not a curated record
AUGUAUGCCGGAAAACCAGUAAUACCAGCACAAAUCCAGAUCGUCCGAAACAAAGGUCCAGGAAACAAUCUCAAAAUCAAAUCAUCUCCACCAGUGUGGAUGCAAGUCGCCCAGCAGAGCCGCCACAAACACCGUUUUAGUCCUGUAAAAUAUGCAAACGCCAGAUCAAAGUCAAUCUCCGCCGUGUUGGAUGGCAAGCCGUCACAACUCCACGCUUCCUCUGACGAUGCGAGCGCCAAAUCAAAAGCCCUCCGUGUUGGAUACCAGUUGCCCAGCAAGCCAUCACCAACUCCAUGUGUCCUGUAA